Suillus discolor is the source of this 1343-nucleotide messenger RNA. RefSeq lists its product as uncharacterized. Gene Ontology annotation, cellular component: mitochondrion. The transcript is spliced from 9 exons. Lineage: Eukaryota; Fungi; Basidiomycota; Agaricomycetes; Boletales; Suillaceae. The record is from RefSeq and is a predicted model, not a curated record. Gene Ontology annotation, molecular function: zinc ion binding; oxidoreductase activity. Bases 148 to 1161 code for a protein of 337 amino acids.
CUCGGAGUUCUGUCAGGGAGCACACAGUUUUGCCAGACCUAGGUCUAGACCUCCGGCAACCUUGCCAGACCACGUGAAAGGACAACCGGUUAUUGUGAGUUGACAAUGCCUUGAACUUAAGUGUUUCUGUCCAAUCGUCAUCACAACAUGCGAGCGUAUGUGGUGAACAAGUGGGUCCACCCGUCUGAACUCAAGCUUGUCGACAAUGUGCCAGAGCCGAAAGCCGCAGGCGACGAGAUAAUUGUGGAUGUAUAUUCGUCAGGGCUGAAUUUCUUCGAUAUAUUGCAAUCUCAAGGAAAAUACCAAGUCAAACCUCCAUUUCCUUUCACUCUCGGUGCGGAGUUCGCAGGCAAAGUUGCCGAAGACUCUCCGAUUCCAAAGGGUUGUCCGUACAAGCCUGGCGACAGAGUUUUUGGUCAAGCACAAGGAUGUUUCGCAGAUAAAGUCGCUGUCAGAUGGCAGGCUGCGAACAGGCUUCCGGAUAACAUGACUUACGAUCAGGGUGCAGGACUAUUCAUUACAUGGCCGACUAGCUACGAGGCUCUGGUUGGUCGUGCAGAGCUCAAGCCAGGCGAAUCUAUCCUCGUCCAUGCGGCUGCCGGCGGUGUUGGCAUUGUUGCUGUUCAAUUGGCCAAAGCACUAGGUGCUACAGUCAUUGCUGCAGCUGGAUCACAGUCUAAACUUGAUAUUUGUAAGACGUACGGGGGAGCCGAUUAUACGAUAAACUACACAGAGAAGGACUGGCAGAAAGAAGUAUUGCGAAUCACCAAUGGUAAAGGCGUAGAUGUAGUCUAUGAUCCAGUUGGGCGAAUUGCUGAAUCACUAAAAUGCAUCGCAUUCAAAGGGAGAGCCCUCGUAGUCGGCUUCGCUGCGGGCCAGAUAGAGAAGCUUCCACUAAACAUGGUACUACUAAAGAAUAUUAGUGUCAUGGGCAUCUUCUGGGGCUUGUAUACCUCCAAGGAGCCAUCUCGCAUUCCCAUAGUAUGGGAGGAACUGCUAGGGUUAUUCGCUUCUGGUCGCAUUAAACCUAUAAUAUAUGAGAAGGUCUUCUCCCUGGACGAGGUCACAGUAGGGUUGGAUGCACUAGAGAGACGACAAACGUGGGGCAAGGUGAUUGUGCGCGUCAAGGACGAGGGGCAGAGGAUCGUAGCGAAGCUUUAAGCCUUUAAGCAUCUGCUAGUAGUAGUAGUAAUCUGCUUAUCAUUGGUUGUUGGGUGCACGGGGUCCUCUUUACACCGAGCAUUGGGUUUUACUCAGAUGCCGCUUACCUCCAAACCACGACUGUAAUACUUGAUUGAAGUCCUUCCAUUCUACAACUAGUCAUGCAGACAUAUGAGGACAAC